Messenger RNA from Arachis stenosperma, 2061 nucleotides. RefSeq names its product glutamyl-tRNA reductase 1, chloroplastic-like. NCBI's taxonomy places the organism in Eukaryota, Viridiplantae, Streptophyta, Magnoliopsida, Fabales, Fabaceae. The coding region runs from base 239 to 1876 and encodes 545 amino acids. The transcript has 3 exons. The record is from RefSeq and is a predicted model, not a curated record. Gene Ontology annotation, biological process: tetrapyrrole biosynthetic process. Gene Ontology annotation, molecular function: NADP binding; glutamyl-tRNA reductase (NADP+) activity.
UUUAAAUUCUUAUUACGAGCUAUGCAUUAAUGGCUUUAUGCCACAAAGGCCUCGACGAAUUAUGUGAGAGGGAGGAGGAGGGUCUUGUUCUUUUUCCUUCUUCUUCUUGGCACCAAUUCCACCCUUCUCUCUCUCCUUCACUUACCAAAAUUUCCCAAUUCCCUUUGAUUCCUUCUGCAAUUUGAUUCCCAUUUGACCCUCUAAGAUUAGGGUUAGGGUUCUCGUCGUAGCUGCCACAAUGUCUGCUUCAACAGCUCUCUCAGCCUCCAAGUUGGAGACUUUACUGCCUUCAAUGCCAUCACCAUCAUCAUUCUCAUCGAUUUCUAGCACCAAUUUAUCGGUAAUUUGCAAGAACAGAAGUACCUCUCUUCAGAGAGGAGUGAUUCGCUGCGACGCGGUCUCACCUGAUGCAUUUGUGAAGAUCAAUAAUGGUGCGAGCGAUGCUAGCAGUAGCAGUGGCACCCUCUCUGCUCUAGAGCAGCUCAAGACUUCUUCUGUUGAUAGGUAUACAAAGGAAAGGAGCAGCAUUGUGGUUAUAGGGCUCAGUGUGCACACUGCACCUGUGGAAAUGCGUGAAAAACUUGCCAUUCCAGAAGCAGAAUGGCCUAGAGCCAUCACAGAGCUAUGUAGUCUAAAUCAUAUUGAAGAAGCAGCUAUUUUAAGCACCUGCAAUCGAAUGGAGAUAUAUGUUGUUGCUUUGUCCCAACACCGAGGUGUCAAAGAAGUCAUGGAAUGGAUGUCUAAAAAAAGCUCGAUUCCUGUUUCAGAGCUUCGCCAACAUAGGUUUUUGCUUUACAACAAUGAUGCGACACAACAUCUUUUUGAAGUUUCAGCUGGUCUUGACUCUCUUGUAUUGGGAGAAGGUCAAAUCCUUGCUCAGGUUAAGCAAGUUGUCAAAGUUGGACAAGGAGUUAAUGGCUUUGGGAGAAAUAUUAGUGGGCUAUUCAAACAUGCAAUUGCUGUUGGAAAGAGGGUUAGAACUGAGACCAAUAUUGCUGCUGGAGCCGUUUCUGUAAGCUCGGCUGCUGUUGAACUAGCAUUUUUGAAGCUACCUCAGGCCUCACAUGCUAAUGCGAGGAUGUUGGUUAUUGGUGCUGGUAAGAUGGGAAAGCUUGUAAUAAAACAUUUGGUUUCGAAAGGUUGCACAAAGAUGGUUGUUGUCAAUAGAACUGAGGAGAGGGUGGCUGCAAUACGUGAAGAAUUGGAUGGUGUUGAGAUAAUAUACAAAUCCCUAUCCGAUAUGCUCACCUCUGCUGGCGAAGCAGAUGUUGUUUUCACCAGCACAUCAUCAGAAAACCCAUUAUUUUUAAAAGAUCAUGUUGUGGACCUUCCUCCAGCAAGUAAAGAUGUUGGAGGCCGACGCCUUUUCAUAGAUAUUUCUGUUCCUAGAAAUGUGGGUCCAUGUGUCUCAGAUCUUGAGUCUGUACGAGUUUAUAACGUCGAUGACCUCAAAGAGGUUGUGGCUGCCAAUAAGGAGGAUAGAAUAAAAAAAGCAAUGGAAGCUCAGACAAUCAUUGCAGAAGAAUCAAAACAAUUCGAGGCCUGGUUGGACUCACUAGAAACUGUCCCCACCAUUAAGAAAUUGAGGGCUUACGCCGAAAGAAUCAGGCUUGCCGAGCUUGAGAAAUGCUUAGGUAAGUUGGGUGAUGACAUCCCAAAGAAGACACGGAGAGCUGUCGACGAUCUUAGCCGAGGCAUAGUGAAUAAGUUGCUUCAUGGUCCAAUGCAGCACUUGAGGUGUGAUGGGAAUGACAACCGAACUCUAAGUGAAACCCUGGAGAACAUGCAUGCCUUGAACAGAAUGUUUGAUCUGGACACUGAAAUUUCUGUUUUGGAGCAAAAAAUUCGAAUAAAGAUGGAACAAAACCAGAAGUGAGAUUGAUAUUUAACAUAAAUUUCAUUGAUGACACUCAUUUAUUUCCUCAACAAGAAUAAGAGGAGAAACAUCCUCACCAUGAUAGCAUUGAGGAUUGUGUAAUAUUCAGUUGUUGCAUAGUUGAAAAGAGUGUAAUAUUCACCAUGAUAGCAUUGAUAUUCAUUGAGGAUUGGGCUUUCUAGUAA